This is a messenger RNA of Toxorhynchites rutilus septentrionalis, 14931 nucleotides long. RefSeq names its product dynein regulatory complex protein 1 homolog. The coding region runs from base 116 to 2050 and encodes 644 amino acids. The record is from RefSeq and is a predicted model, not a curated record. Gene Ontology annotation, biological process: cilium-dependent cell motility; regulation of cilium movement; axonemal dynein complex assembly. Gene Ontology annotation, cellular component: axoneme; axonemal dynein complex. Lineage: Eukaryota; Metazoa; Arthropoda; Insecta; Diptera; Culicidae. The transcript has 9 exons.
GUGUAAUGAUUUUGUUUCUAGCGUUGCUAGGUACCAGAAGUUUGUUUAAUCGAUGCCUCAAUUGAUUGUAAUUAAGUAGAAACAAUUAAAAUCCGUGGAAAAAUAAAUCGUUUCAAUGGAAAUCGACGAAGUUGUGAAAAAACCUAGACCAGUUUUACCGGAUCUUCUUGGUAUCGUUUCUCAUGCUGUGCUUGACGAUAGAUCCCACGCUCUAAUAGGAGAUUGGGCUAAACGUAAAAAAAACACGAAAUCUAUCUCUGACGAUUAUACGGAUGACAAGGAAAGUAUUCGCCGGAGGCUAGAUACAAGUGAUCGUGCAAUUUCCGAGCUUCUUCGUGAUGGGUACGAACUUAUUCAAGAUAUACAAGUGGCAAAUGAUAAACGUGAGGUAGGAAGGCGUAUUAAAGAGGCGGAAAUACGGGAAGAGCUAUUGGAAAAACUACAAGCGGAGUCUGAUGAAGCUAUAGCUAAAUUCGAAUCAAUUUCGGAGAAAUGGAUAGAGCUAAAAAAUUUGAAAGACCCUAUGACUAUAAACGACGAUCUGCAACUGCAGAAGAAACGUAUACAAGAUCUUAUGAAGCAAAAAGAUAUCAUUAUUGGCGAAUGUCGCAAAGAGUUGAGAGCAGCUGAUGAACGAUACUCCAGAGAUCUAUACAAGCAGACAGCAGAUAUCCAUAGCUUGGUAGAGAGGGUAGACAGUCAAAUUGAAAUAAUGAAACGCGCUUUCAAGGAACACUUGGAGCUAUUGGAAAAUACAAUUGAUGAAGAAAGACAUAUUUUGCGAUUGGCAGCGUCGAAAAAGUGGGAUGAUUUGUAUACAAGACGAGCCGUGAACGAACGUAUAAAGCUGAAACAAGAAAGAGAUCGGCUGGAUUUUUAUCGCAAGAAGAUAGAACAUAUCGAACAAGAGCACAUAGAAGUGACAAGAGCAACACGUAUCAGAUUAGAACAAGAUAAUCAAGCAUUGGAGAUCGAAUUGCAGAAAGUUAAAACUAGUACUACUCUGAAUGCUGAAAAGCUAGAUUACAAUUUCCAAGUCUUGAAAAAACGAGAAGAUGAAAACCUGAUGGUCCGUAAUGCACAAAAGCGGCGGUUAACUAAACUCAACGAAACUAUAUUUGUGCUAAGAAGAAAAAUUAAGGAUGUGCGGAUGAAUUAUCUCAUUGAGACAGAGAAAAUUACUUCAGACAUUGCAAAGCUACGAUCCAGCAUCAUACACAUGACCACAAAGGUCAAUACUUUUGCCGAUAUAAACGAUAAAAAGUAUAAUUUUGUUUGGCUAAUGAAUCAGCAAGAAUGUUCUGAUGUAUUGAAAUCAAUUCUAAGUAUUGACAACAUUUUGGUAGAACAACAUUUAGGUCAAAAAUGGAAAACAAUUUCUAUAACCGAUGAUGGCAGUCUAGUAUCAUCUACCAUCAAUAGCGAAAAAGUGCCCGAUCCACCUCGAAGAAGCUCAACGCUACUAUCUGAUGUGUCCGAACGAGAACAGACAAUUGAAAUAUUAAAAGACGUACUACAGCAAGCCGGAUUCCUAUUCGAUAAAUCUAUUACAAAACUCAUAGAACAUUAUACAGAGGACGAAAAGAACGUCGUACACAUUGACAAUGUUCUAAGUGCACUUGGGGUACUGAAUUGGGAUGAUGUACACAAACUGAAAAGCAAGUUCGAAGAAGCGAGACAGUCACGUUUCCGCAUAAUAAGCGAAUCAUCUACGAAGCAAAGCAAGGUUGUAUUAUCCAAAACUGAACAAGAAGAUGAAACAGAAGAUGAGACGAGCAUAAUCGAAUCCGAUGUAAGCUCGUUUUUGGUGUCAUCGGAGAAUCUACGGACACUGAAAAGUUUUUCACAGGAAUUAAUAUCGAAUGGCAUGGUAUCAUCAACGAAUAAAUGUGGUGGCGGUUCAGACAAAGUGUCAACCAAACACGUUAAAGAUUAUUGGACCAAUUUCAGAAACAUGUUUCCACCCGACAGAGUAAGAGUUUGGGAAACAAUGGAAACUAAUUUGGUUCAAUACUUAAAGAUAUGUCUAGGGAGAGUGAUUGUUCAAUAGACAGAACAUUCACUGUGUUUCGUGGAAGGUAAGGCGGAGCAACGUCUCGUCAACCUGCGUAUAAGGUGUACGAUAGAGAGCAUGAUGAGAUACGUACGGAGCGUUCACCGUGUGGUGGAAGCUAGGCUGAGCACAGUCUCAUCAGCCUGCGUAUGAGGUGUAAAAGGCGGAAUGAACACAUAGCGUAGAUGGAGACCGAUGUUGGUGAGAUUUUUUCUCAAUAGUCAUAGAAGAAACUUAACAUUGAUAUCUUCUGGCCAAAUACCAUGUUGUCUGCCUUGAUUUACCCCUGAAAUAAUCACGGACCUCAUCAAUCAUAUAACUCAUGUCUCUUCGGACCCUAGAAUACCACUUCCUGCAUAUUUUGAUAUUUACAACCGGCCCAAAACAAUCAUGAGCUUAUAACUCAGGGCCUUCAACUGACCAUCUUUGUGUGUUAUUCUUGUUGUGAUCGCAGUAGACAUUGCCUAAAAUGUAACCAACGAAUUGUACUUCUGUUAUAUAUAACGUAGCAACGUAGUUUGUUGAUUUGAAUAAAAUUUUCAUUAGUCUUCUAACACCCAACCUGAACGGUCUAGUUUUUACAUUUUUAUCCGCAAAAGGUUAUGGGCCCAGGACAGGUCAUAGCCGGAAGAAAGGAGAUUUUUUUAAAGAAGUAAUUAGUCAACCCAAGAUGAGCCACGGAGGAGACGGCAAUGGAAACGGUGCUGGAGUUCCUGCUGCUGGAGUACAAGCUGCUGGGAGCGGACGAAUCAGCGGAGUUUCGUUACCGUUUAUCGAGAGGCUCAAGGGACGAGAAAAUUACACCACGUGGGCGUUCGCUAUGAAGAUGACGCUCAUCCGCGAGGGAUCAUGGAACGCUGUGUCGCCGCCGGAAAGACAGCAAGUCGACGUUGAAACGAGUUUGCGAGCGAUGGCCACGAUCUGUUUGAGUCUGGAGACGACCAACUACAGUCUGGUCCAGGACGCGAAGGACGCCAAGGAAGCUUGGGAGAAGCUGCGGAAUGCUUUCCAGGACAAUGGUCUGUAACAUCCGUUCAUAUUGGCCUAAAGCGAUGACUCUGCCAUCACUAAAAUAAAGCUGAGCCGCAGACAACAAAAUCUGCCAAAUGUCAAUUGACAGGGUCAUUGUAAGCUCUGCGCCAGCUCAUCUGGGGGACCCCGCGUCCUUAACAAUGGACUGGUUUGAGCAAAGGAGAGGUCGCGUCCAUGAAUGGGGCAACUACCGUCGCUCAAAAGGAUAGGGCAUAAUUGUGCUCGGCCUGUCGGCAUUGUUCCCUUUUGUCCGUUUUAUGUGGUCUUUCUUUCUGUUCGUGACCGUCUCCGGAAGUAGAAGUGCGCGUCGUGUAAAGUAAAUGUUUUAAUUUAAAUAUGUAGAUAAGUGUAGUUUUCAGUAAUGUUUAGUGUUGUUUGGAUUUGUUUGUUGUUUUGUUUGGAAAAAUGGAUUUAGAAUUCCAUUUACAGUAUAAAAAUUUGUUAGUUCAUCAUUUGGAAAGGCAUGAAAUAGAAUAUGAGUUAGCGAUCAGAGCAGUUCAGUAUGAAAAUACAGAAAGUCGUGCUGCGAUUCAAAGAAGAUUAAGAGAUAGAUUGAAGGAGGAAAGAGAGAAGAAUGUAGUGGAUGUGGACGUUCAACGUUGGCAGAAAUCCGUAGAUGAGGAAAUUAAGAAGAUAGAUGAGAAUUUAGAAAUAAUUAGAAAAUAUUUGGAAAAUAGAGCGCGCUUUGAAGGAGUAAAGGAUAGUUUGAAAACUCGACUGGUUCAUUAUUUCAUACGAGCACGUCGAAUUCAGGAAUACGCCGAGAUAGAAGAAGAUCUUCUAGAUUUGGAUAAUUUAAUUAGUGCUGCGCGAGGGAUGAUGAAUACUUACUUCUCCCCGUUUUCACCAGUGCAGAUAGUUCGUGAAGAAAUGGUGCAGCAAAUCGCACGAUCAUUGUCGAACAUGCAGAUGGGGGAGGACAAUCAACACUGAAAUUCUAAUUGCUCCAUCCCAAUACAAAGUGAGGUAGAUGGAGAGUCGGAAAUGUCAGAGAGAAAUAAUAGAGAGAAUCCGUUGGCCAAAACUUCUAAUUCGUCAGACCGACGAAAACUUAUAUCCAUACGUGAAACACCAAAACAAUAUGUACAGUAUCCACCGUUCGGAAACUGGUGUCCUUUUGCGUUUCCUGCGGGUCCAUAUGGGUGGCCGCAGCCAGAUAUUCAACCAGGAAAUAGCAAUCAAGAAAAGGAAAUUCGUAAAAUUUCGCUUCAGACAAAAAAAUUUAAAGUACAAAAAUCGCGAGCCAAAUUAGUCGACUCGGAAAACGAAGUAGAAUCACAUGAUUCAGACUCAUCAUCGAACGAAAUAUUCCAAAGAAAAGUGACGCGUUCGCGUCGACCAUCUCGUCGGCCUCGUCGUCCAGUUUCUGAUUGGAAUCUGUGGUACGAUGGGAGAGAUAACGGUCAAAACCUCAUGCAAUUUUUGAAAGAGAUAGAGUUCUAUGCAAAGUCUGAAAAUAUUUCCCAUAGAGAAUUAUUUCAUUCCGCGAUUUAUCUUUUCAAAGGCCAAGCUAAAACGUGGUACAUGACUUCCAUGGAAAAUGAAGACUUUUCAAAUUGGAGGGAGCUCGUGCAUGAGCUUAAAAAUGAGUUCCUCAUGCCGGAUCAUGAUCAUUUGAAUGAGAUACGAGCAAUAUCGCGUAAACAGGGGUUAAAAGAAAGGUUUCAAGAUUAUUUGGGUGAAAUGCAAAAAAUUUUCAAUUCAUCGACAAAAUCGAUAACAGAAAGCAAAAAAUUCGAAAUAGUUUUCAGGAAUUUACGUUCCGAUUACAAAGCCCACGCCGUAGCAGCCAAUAUCGAUAAUCUUGUAGACUUGAAAAAAUUUGGUCGAAAACUCGAUGCUACGUAUUGGUUUAAAUACUCAGUCAAUACACAGGAAUUAAACAAUCCGCGAACGCGACCCCAAGUUAGUGAAAUGGCAUUUGUUAGUAAAGCCAAACAAAAAUCAGUAGAAGGUGAACCGAGGAGAGCUUUUCCAACGCGAAACUUUUAUCGUUCAUCCAAGACGGAAAUAUCAGAGGAUGAACAGGGGGGAAACAGAAUUCCUCAAGAGCAAAAGCGGUCCGUAGUUAGGAAAGAAAGGAAAAACGGAAUGGAGGAAAUCUCGAGAGGCACAAAUAUAUUGCUGGAGAAAUAUGUUCCCCCGAGAGAGGGUAUUUGUUUCAAUUGUCGCCUACCGGGUCAUCACCAAGAGGAGUGUGAAGCCCCGCGACACAAAUAUUGUCACACGUGUGGGUUUCAUGAAGUAGACACUCGAAGCUGUCCAUAUUGCGCAAAAAACGCGCAGUAGACGAUCUGUGGGGGCAGGUCGGUCAGAAAGCAAUGGUAAAUCCUCCUAACUUUGUCGAUACACCCACUAAUUUGAACAAGCUAGGAUACCGGCAAGUUAAUAAAGUGGAGUAUAAUGAACCGGGGACUGAAUUAGAAGAAAUCUUUCUUCAGUUAAAUGAAGAUGAUCGCCCCUUCGCUCAAAUAAGCAUUUUAGAUGUUCCAAUUCUGGGUUUGUUGGCUAGUGGAGCACACAAGAGUAUUAUAGGUGUGGGAAGUGAAGACUUAAUCAGGUCCUGCAAAUUGAAAAUUUUUCCCUCUAAUGUGGAACUGAGUACAGCCAGCGGACAGAAACUAGAAGUCCGGGGAUAUGUUAACAUGCCUAUGACUUUUAACGGGACUACCAAAAUAAUUUCGACUUUCGUCGUCCCGGAAUUGAAACGUAAAUUGAUUCUUGGCACUGAUUUUUGGAAAGCAUUCGGAAUUGCUCCCACCAUUCAGACAGUUUCUGUCAACGAAAUACACACGGUCUCUGAUAAACAGGAGUUAUCUCCAAAUCCGCAGCAACAACUAGAAAAUGUGAAGAGUUUGUUCAAAGGGGCAGGAGAAGGGUGGCUAGAUUCUACACCGCUCAUCAUGCAUCGAAUUGAGCUAACGGAAGAUGCGAAAAAAAUAGGCCCCGUGCGAAUCAAUCCAUAUCCAAAUUCACCAAAAAGACAACAACAAAUUAAUAUGGAACUAGGUAGAAUGCUUGAGGCGGGAAUUAUUGAAAAGUCUUAUAGUGAUUGGGCUUUAAGGUUGGUCCCAGUUGAUAAAAAAGAUGGUUCGGUCCGAUUGUGUUUGGACGCGCGAAAAUUAAAUGAGCGCACAGUCCGUGACUGCUAUCCUCUACCUCAUGCAGACCGGAUAUUGAGUAGGCUAGGUCCAUGUAAGUUUAUAUCAACCAUUGAUUUAUCUAAAGCGUUUUUACAAGUCCCGCUUCAUCCAAAAUCUAAGAAGUAUACGGCUUUCUCGGUAGUAGGGAAAGGAUUGUUCCAAUUCACUCGAAUGCCGUUCGGAUUAGUUAACAGCCCAGCUACCUUAUCAAGAUUAAUGGAUCGAGUCCUGGGCGCAGGGGAGUUAGAACCAAAAGUUUUUGUGUACCUGGACGACAUAAUUGUUACCAGCCAAUCUUUGGACGAACAUAUAUUGCUGCUUCGGGAAGUGGGUUCUAGAUUGAAGAGAGCAAAUUUGUCAAUAAAUCUAGCUAAGUCGCAUUUUUGUGUUUCGGAGGUACCAUAUCUAGGCUAUGUUUUGAAUGAAAACGGGUUGCGACCAAAUCCAGAUCGCAUUGAGGCUAUUGUAAACUUUGAACGACCGAAAUCUCUCAAAGCAUUACGUAGAUUUCUGGGUAUGAGUAACUACUAUAGACGAUUUAUAUCCGAGUACAGUGGAGUGGUACAACCCUUGACUGAUUUGCUCAAAAAUAAACCAGCGAGUAUUCGGUGGGACAAAGGCGCGGAAAACGCCUUUUCCAGGAUCAAGGAACUGCUCAUAAGCGCUCCGAUUCUUACAAAUCCGGACUUCGAGAAACAAUUUUCAAUUCACUGCGAUGCCAGCAACACAGCUGUCGCAGGAGUCCUAACACAAAUGCACGAGGAAGUCGAAAAACCGAUCGCGUAUCAUUCACAAAAAUUGAGUGAUGCUCAACAACGUUACUGUGCAACCGAAAAGGAAGCACUUGCUGUUCUUAACUCGAUACAGAAAUUCAGAUGCUACAUAGAAGGCUCUCGAUUUACAGUAAUCACAGAUGCGUCGGCGUUGACAUAUAUUUUACAAAGUAGCUGGCGCACAUCUUCCAGGCUAUGCCGGUGGAGUAUGGAGCUCCAAAGAUACAAUAUGUCCAUUAAGCAUCGUCGAGGGGUUGAUAAUGUUAUUCCUGACGCAUUGUCCCGGUCGGUUGAAGUCGUAGGUAUAGAAUCAUCCAAUGACGAUUGGUAUGCUAAAAUGCAGAAAAAAGUUGUGAAAAGUCCGGAAAAAUAUAAAGAUUUUCGAAUCGACAACGGUAUACUUAAGAAAUUUGUCCCAAUUAAGAAUGAUAGUUUAGACUAUCGAUUUGAAUGGAAGAUGUGCGUUCCGGAAAGUAGGCGAGAGCAUAUUUUAGUGGAAGAGCAUGAUGAUGCGCUUCACAUGGGCAUGGAAAAAACCAUUUACAGGAUCCGGAAAAAAUAUUUUUGGCCACGGAUAACCGAAGAUGUCCGGGAACAUAUUCGUCAGUGUACUAUAUGUCAGCAGAACAAGCCCUCAACUCGAUCACAGCAUCCUGAAAUGGGAAAACAACGGGUAACUACCAAACCGUUCCAAAUUUUAGCGGUUGAUUUCAUUCAAUCCCUACCACGAAGUAAACACGGCAAUUCCCAUUUAUUGGUCACGAUGGAUCUGUUCUCAAAAUAUUGUCUUCUUUUUCCUCUUCGUAGAAUCUCCUCGGGGCAGGUGGGCCAAAUCUUAGAACAGAAUUGGUUCAGAAGGUUCUCAACUCCAGAAUAUAUCAUAACUGAUAAUGCGUCGACUUUUCUUUCGCACGAAUUCCAAGGUUUGCUUGAAAAGUAUCACAUUCAGCAUUGGGCCACGUCUCGACAUCACAGCCAAGCCAAUCCUGUCGAACGUUUGAAUAGAACAAUAAACGCAUGUAUUAGAACAUAUGUUCGUACGGAUCAAAAGCUAUGGGAUUCACGAAUUUCAGAAAUUGAAUAUGUUUUAAACACUACACCUCACACCUCUACGGGUUUCAGUCCGUACAGAGUGCUUUUUGGUCAUGAAAUAGUAGGAAGAGGGGACGAACAUAGAAUGGAUAGGGACGAGAGCGAAUUGGAAAAGGAGGAGAGGAUAGAAAAAAGGAUAGAAGUGGAUAGACUGAUUUUUGAUUUAGUCUACAAACAGUUAAAAAAGCAACAUGACAAAAACAAAUCACUGUACGAUAUGCGAUACCAACAUAAAGCACCUUCCUAUAAAGUGGGUCAAAGGGUCUUGAAACGAAAUUUCCGUGUAUCAUCUGCAGCUCAAAAUUAUAAUUCCAAACUGGGUCCCUGCUAUGUGCCAUGUGUGAUCCUUGCCAGGAUAGGUACUAGCUCAUAUGAACUAGCCGACGAUUCUGGGAAAAGUAUUGGAACAUUCUCGGCGGCAGAUUUAAAACCGAUGGAAAAUCUAAAGAAAUAAUGAAUAUGUUGAGAUUGUUUUGAUUCAUAAUGAAUAACAUUACCUUCAAAGAUGGCGCAUUGAGAAUGUCACGAGGGUAGGAUAUGUAAUCGAACAUAGCAAAUAGUUAGCUUAUGCCUCGGAAUUGAACGUAGUAUAUUCGAAGGACAUGUUUCCGGCUAGAUGAAGCAGCGAUAUGCUUUUUUCCAUUUAGCUUACUUUAUGAUACAGUUUUCUUACCGGGACGGGAGGGUAAUGUAACAUCCGUUCAUAUUGGCCUAAAGCGAUGACUCUGCCAUCACUAAAAUAAAGCUGAGCCGCAGACAACAAAAUCUGCCAAAUGUCAAUUGACAGGGUCAUUGUAAGCUCUGCGCCAGCUCAUCUGGGGGACCCCGCGUCCUUAACAAUGGACUGGUUUGAGCAAAGGAGAGGUCGCGUCCAUGAAUGGGGCAACUACCGUCGCUCAAAAGGAUAGGGCAUAAUUGUGCUCGGCCUGUCGGCAUUGUUCCCUUUUGUCCGUUUUAUGUGGUCUUUCUUUCUGUUCGUGACCGUCUCCGGAAGUAGAAGUGCGCGUCGUGUAAAGUAAAUGUUUUAAUUUAAAUAUGUAGAUAAGUGUAGUUUUCAGUAAUGUUUAGUGUUGUUUGUUUAUUAGGUUUCGUAUUACGUCCACGUCGUUGAUAAUUGUGGACGUCGUUAGAGUUUAAAAAGUAUACAAAGAAAAGGUAAUGAGAAAGAUGAUUCGAAUGGGGACGCCACGGUGGUUAACUUCUGCUGGUCAGGUCCGACCAGUGGGCCUUUUCUUUAUUAUCUACAGUCGAGGACGCAGAAGAUCGAAGAGGACACGACAGGAAGAGGCCCUACGGAAGGGACUAUCAGUACCGUUCCAGUUAAGAACCGAAGGCCAUCUGAUUAGGGAACGGAAUUUUCCUCCCACGCACGCCGAAAACCAUCAGACCGCAAGUACCGUGUGCUUUAAACCCCCCCGAAAUAUAUAGAAAUCACUACCAUUACCUUCAGUGUCAUUCCCUUUUAACAAACAGCCCUGAAUAUACAUUCUUUGACGUUAUUCCGGGCUCAUAAAGGUAGCCGUCACCCCUCGUCCGUAGUCGGUUGUAGAGAAGGUUUCACCACAGGAGCCUUGGGAACGGUAGCAAGAGAGGCUCCCCACGAGUGACGCGAGUGGCUUUAUUUAGGGUAGAUAAACGGGAAAGGGUAAACUCCUGGGAAAUUGUGGGUUGUGUGGUUCUUCUUGAGUCUGAAUCAGCAGUUUGCAACGACCCUGAGUAAUCGCGAGCAGAAGGCAUUACAGGUCUGACACGGAAAAUCGGGUUGCUGAGAAAGCUAACGUCGAUUCGGUUGGACGAAUGCGGCAGCGUGGAGUCGUUCGUCGAUGAAUUGAUGUCCACGGCACACAAAUUUGCGGGAAUCGGAUUCAAGGUCGACGACUCAUGGCUGGCUGCGUUGUUGCUGAUGGGGCUUCCGGACCAUUACAAACCCAUGAUUAUGGGGCUCGAGGCAUCCGGCACUGCGUUGACGUCGGACGCGGUGAAAGCAAAAAUUUUGCAAGAUGUGAAGCUGCAGAACGGACCCGAAAUCGCCGGUGGAGACGGAGCGUUGUAUUCAAGUUCAAGACGGCGUGGAAGCAAAAAUGGUGCGGUCAAGAAGGACGACACGUGCCACAAUUGCAAGAAGCGUGGGCAUUUUGCAGCGAAGUGUCCACAGAAGCAAAAUACAUCGAAAACGUCUGGCAAAGCUUUGUGCAGCAUUUUUGCGAUGGGCGAUGUAAGCCAGAAGGAGUGGUACUUUGAUUCCGGGGCCAUGUAUCACAUGUCUUGGAAUGAAACUGGAUUUGUGAAGCAACAGCCAAUGGCGCAUCCAGUGGGAACGGCGAACAACGGUAGCAUGAUGUCUGUCGCGAAGGGUCUGGUCAAGCUGGAGCUCAAUGAAGGACGCAUCGAAGUGAAGGAAGUGCUGCAGAUUCCGGAAUUGGCCACGAAUCUCCUUUCGAUUAGCAAGAUUUGCCAGAAGGGAAUGACGGUGGUCUUCGAUGCCGAAAGGUGUGAAGUUCGCGUGAGCAAUGGCAACGUGAUCGCAUCUGGUACACAGGUAGGCGGCUUGUAUAUGCUGAACCAGAAGCACGAGGAAGCUUUGCUGGCACCGAGUAACGGAAUUUGGCACAGACGUCUGGGACACCUCAAUCGUCGAAGUCUACGAAAGCUUGCGACGAUGGCAGACGGCAUCGACUUGGCAAAUGACGUCAUCCCAGAGUGCAUCGCUUGUAUCGAGGGUAAGCAUGCACGUAAUCCAUUUUCUUCCAGUGAGUCGCGAACCGAAAGGUUACUGGAUUUAGUCCACUCGGACCUGGUUGGACCCAUCGAAGUUCCUUCUCUCGGUGGCAGUUGUUACGUGAUGACGUUCAUCGACGAUGCGAGCCGGAAGGUUUUCCUCUAUUUCCUGGAACAGAAGAAUUAAGCAUUUGGAGCUUAUGGAAGUUUCAAGGCCAUGAGUGAGCGCCAAACCGGAUGGAAACUCAAGGUUCUGAGAACGGAUAACGGGACCGAAUACGUAAAUGCAUCCUUCAGAAGCAGCAUGGUGAAAGAUGGAGUGCGCCACGAGAAAACUUGUCCGUACACCCCUGAGCAAAACGGUGUAGCGGAAAGAAUGAACCGGACACUCAUCGAGAAGGCCAGAAGCAUGCUGAGUGAUUCGCGCCUGCCGAAGGAAUUUUGGGCCGAGGAGAACGAAACGUGGGAGCUAACCAGCCUUCCAAGCGAUAGGAAGGCCUUCCGAAACAAAUGGGUCUUCAAGACGGAGCGGGGACCAACUGGUGACAUCGAACGAUACAAGGCACGGCUGGUUGUUAAAGGUGCUCACAGCGGCCAGGCAUCGAUUACGACGAGGUGUAUUCCCCCGUAGUACGGUAUUCCACCAUUCGUUAUCUGCUGGCACUGGCGGUGAAGCAUGACCUCGAUGUGGAGCAUAUGGAUGCGGCCACUGCGUUCCUUCAAGGCAAGCUAUCGGACGAGGUCAUCUACAUGGAGGCGCCGAAAGGAUUUGCUGGCACCUCGAAGCAAGUCUGUCGGUUACGGAAGGCACUCUAUGGGCUGAAACAGUCAAGCCGUCUGUGGAACAACCAGCUGGAUCACGCACUGAAGGAGUUCGGACUGAACCAAUCAAAGGUUGAUCCGUACCUGUAUUUCCGAAUCAGCGGUGAGAAAAUGAUUUUCGUCACUAUUUACGUGGACGAUUUCAUGAUCUUUACCAAUGAUGCCAAGCUGAAGCAAAUGUUGAAAUCGUUCCUUCACAACCGCUUCAGAAUGAAGGAUCUUGGUGAAGCUUCUUUCUGCCUGGGACGGAUCACGCGUGACAGGAAGAACGGCAAACUGUGGGUAGAUCGGGAGCACUACAUCGACAGUAUUUUGCAACGGUUCAACAUGGUGAAUUGUAACCCAGUUUCGACACCAGCAGAGGCGAGCGUCAAACUGGACAAGUCCAUGUCUCCGGCGACACAGGAGAAGAUGCGCGAAAUGAAAGAGAUUCCUUACCAGGAGGCAGUGGGGUGUCUCACCUAUCUGGCGCAGGCAACGCGGCCGGACAUCAGUUUCGCAGUAAACCAAGUCAGCCAAUUCAACGUGAAUCCCGGACGUAGCCACUGGAACGCUGUCAAGCGUAUCAUGAGGUACUUGCGAGGCACGCGUUCGAACCGUCUAACGUAUUCGAAGCAGAAUAGCACAGGCUUGGUUGGUUUCACAGAUGCCGAUUGGGGAGGAGAACCGGACUCCAGAAAAUCCACCACCGGAUACGUCUUUACGUUCAUGGGAGGAGCUGUAUCGUGGAACGUCAAACGUCAACCAACAGUCGCAUUGUCCUCGUGCGAAGCGUUAUAUAUCGCGCUUUCCCGCACAGUCCAGGAAGCACUUUGGUGGUACCAGUUCCAGUUGCAGAUUUUCGGCAUGUAUCAGAUUCCCAUCCGAUGUGACAACCAAUCAGCCAUCUGUAUCGCUCAGAACCAAGGGUACAAUCCACGAACAAAGCAUCUAGACAUCAGGUAUCAUUUCGUCCGAGAUGUCCUGAAUCAAGGAGUAGUGGAGCUGGGAUAUGUGAACACGAAGCAGCAGCCCGCUGAUGGGUUCACAAAGGCCCUGGCUAUCCGGAAGCUGGAAGAAAAUAGAAGGUUAAUUGGAUUCGUUGCUUAAGGAGGAGUGUUGUGAUCGCAGUAGACAUUGCCUAAAAUGUAACCAACGAAUUGUACUUCUGUUAUAUAUAACGUAGCAACGUAGUUUGUUGAUUUGAAUAAAAUUUUCAUUAGUCUUCUAACACCCAACCUGAACGGUCUAGUUUUUACAUUUUUAUCCGCAAAAAUUCUAGCUACUACGUCCAUGCAUCAAUCAUCAUGUGAAGGUGAUUCCAGACUCUCACUCCACAUACGAUCGAUCUGCUGCAUCGGUAAUUAGUGCUAUUUAUAAACACAACAAUGGAAGUCCAACUGUAAACAUUCGAACAAUAGAAAUUUUCUUAUGCCGAAAAUUGCGACAUGUACUUUUACGGCUAUAUGGCUACUGUGUAAUAUAUAACAUGAGAAACAAUAUACACGAAUAAAUUCCGCUCUGUUACAGCUAAAUUGUUAGAUGAGCCUAAUAAUAAAAAUAAAACAGAUGGGAUAAAAAACGGCCCAAAACAAUUGCGAACCAUAAGGACGGCUACACUCAUCGUAUGUCUCAAGUCAAAGUGAUAUCGAAUAAUGACACCUGACGUGCCCUCAGCGUUUCAACCAAAACUCGUGGUUGAGAUGAUAUGCCUCCACUGGUUCAUAUCAAGCGGGCGUAAAACUACCUGUGGUGUUGGCAGUAGCUGACUUGACCUAAGCGGUUCAGCAAUUGAGAUGAGAUGUUGCCAUACUAGCGACCAUGAAGCUACCUGAGGUGUUAGCAGUAGCUGAAGAGGUAUCAUCUGACUUGCCUUUAAAUUUUCCUUUAGAAUGAUUACCGUUCUAUUUUUGAUCGCUACUUCCGUCAUUCCUUUUGAUUUAUUUUACGCUAGAGAAAUAACUAGUGAUGGAAUGGAUGUUUGUUUGGCCUGAUACCGGUUAUCGGAUAUCCGGUAAGCUUCGAAGCCGAAUGGCUGAAUAUCCGAGAGCCGGAUAUUCGGCUCUUUAUUUGCGAAUACGAAACAGGGAGAAACUACGUUGAGGAAGAAAUAAUAAUAUAGGGAGACAUUUAGGAAGAAAUACACAAUUUAAAAUAAUGAACGAUGGUUAAAUUUUCCGCUUAGAAUUAAUAUCCUAAUAAACACCGAAAGAAUCUUGAAUAUAUUGUUUUCUGAUAAGGAUUUUCUUUUUCAACGAUGAGAUUUUUGCGGAUUUAUUGAAAUAAUUUUAAUACCGGGAGAGUAAGAGUAAGGACUACGAAUUUAAAUAUGCAAAUAUUAUUUGUAUUCAAGAUUAAAAAAACUAAUAAGAACUGUCUUCAGGGAUGAUAAUCUGAUAGAUCAAAAAGAAAUAACAAAAAUUACAAAAUGAGGAAUAAAAAUAAACAUUGUUUGUUUACGGAUGUUUUACGAUAUGUGACUACCUUCUGAUCGAAUUUCUGAUAAUUUUCCUUUAAUACAAUAAAUACCUUUGGGAGCGGGGACCGACACUGAUAUUGUGAAAAUGCUCUUAAUGUGAACUAAAUGAAAAGCGUAGCAAGAAAACAUCCGAGCUCAACGUGAUAAACUCCAAGCAAUACAUCCAACUGGCAAGGUUUGUUAGAGUUUAUCUUUCAGUUCUUUGCUGUAGUGUUUACAGCGAAAAACUGUUCUCUGAAACUGUUCUGUAGAAAACAAAGAUUGGUUUUUCAAUUUUAGUACUGUUAAAAAAUUAAUAGUUGUGAUGAGAAACUAUUGAUUUUUUUUUCUAACAUCCGGUAUUCGAUCGGAUAGUAGGUCACUAUCCGGUAUCCGGUCGAAUAGCACAAAUAUUGGCCGGAUAGGAUGGAUAGGAUAAAUGUUUCAGAGCCCUACUGUAACACAGUGAGGACAAAAUACUGUGGAGGGGGCCCUAACGAUUUUACCGAGCUUGGGGCUAAAUUUUUACUGUAACGCUGCUCAUUUCCGGGCAUGCGACCGAUGAUAGAGUUUCUCUAUGAUUUCAUAUUUCCAACCUCGAGGCUGAGAGCAUCUGAAAAGGAAUCGAAGUAAAAAACAGAUGAGUAAAAACGCACGCAUUAAUACAUAACCGUAAAUUUGAAAUAGAAAUAAUUAUGUUUUUUUUGUUAAUUAUUCCAGAUUCUCAAGGAAAGGAAGGCAUAUGAUGAAGAGUGUGAAUUUUUGAGAAGACAAAAUCUUGAAUUGCAACAUUUAAUGCAGAAAAUGCCUGUAAAAUAUCAAAAAUAAACGAUUCGGUUUACGUGAACCCGAAUACACGCA